AUGAGGCUACUGAAGGUUGCGACGUGUAAUCUUAAUCAAUGGGCUAUGGAUUUUGACACUAAUUUAAGGAACAUUAAGGAGAGCAUAUCUAAAGCUAAAGAAUCGGGAGCAGUAAUUCGAGUUGGUCCUGAGCUUGAGAUUACAGGUUAUGGCUGUGAAGACCAUUUCUUAGAGCAAGAUACUGUGGCUCACUCGUAAGCAGAUACUCCUGAAGUUUUGUUCCACAUUUAUUUAUUUCUGUUGCAUCUCCCUUAGAUAAUAGUUUUGAUAAUGUUAUGGGCCAUGAGACAUUCAUUUUCUUGUAAACAUAUAUAUAUUGCCGCUAUCUUCAUACAUGCAAUUAUAAGAUGGUAAAUUACCAGAUAAUGUUAUUAUCUAAAACCGUUAUAAUUUGUUUUUUCAUGGCACUUUCUCUAGCACAAAAUUCAAGAUUGUCUGAGCCAAUGUUACAUUUUCUUUCUGGGUCAGUGGUAAUAUUUCUGUGCAGUUUUCUCUGAUAAGAUGUGUUUUUCUGUCUAUUUUUUUGACUCUUUAAUGAAAUGCUACUCUUUCAUUGAUGCUACGUUACUUGUCAUAAUGUAAUGCACUUUAUGAUAUUACAUUGAAGUUUACCUUUUGUAGAUGGGAAUGCUUGAAGAAUUUAUUAUCAGGUGACUGGACUGAUGGCAUAUUGUGUAGCAUUGGUAUGCCCAUUAUUUACCAAAGUGUGCGCUACAACUGCCAGGUCUUCUGUUUGAACCGGAGAAUACUCAUGAUCCGCCCAAAGAUGUGCCUCGCAAAUGAUGGAAAUUAUAGGGAAUUCCGUUGGUUUUCAGCAUGGACACUGAAGGAUGAACUCGUUGACUUCCAACUUCCAAAUGAUGUUGCUGAGGCCCUAUCUCAGGAGUCUGCUCCAUUUGGUUAUGGAUACAUUCAAUUUUUGGAUGUGUAAUUCCCAAUAACUUUUGCUAUAUGAAAACCCAUGAUGCAUUUAUUUUCUGUUCCUAAUUUCACCUCUUGUUCUGUUUAACGAAUUGUAAUACCAGGAUUAGACUCGUUCCAUGUCAUUUUGGGAGCAAAUAAACUUUACCAUUUUGAACUUAAUCAUGUGGUCAUUUUGAUCGUUUGUAACUCUAGUUUUAAAUAACAUUGUCUGUUAAGUUUUGUUCAUUGCUCAUCCAUUUGUUCAUGGAAACCUUUCUCAAAGUUGCAAUGGAACCGUUCUCAGACAUUUUCGUGUUUUUUGUUAGGACUUAGGAGAAACUUUGGCUUAGCUGCGCUUAUAUUCGAUGCACAUGAUCACACUGCUCUCUCCUUUGAGAAAUUCCAUGGAGGAAUGACAAAUAAGGGAUUUAUUAUGUUCCUGAAUAGAUUUCGAAAGGGAAACAUGAAUCAAAAGGCGUGUUUGUUGAGAAAAAGUUGGAUAGAAAUCAUCAGCCACCUGUACUCUGCUUUGAAUUUUACGUCAUACUUGAGAUUCUUUCACGUCUCUCCCUCAGCCCAUCCAAAGCUUGGAGGGAUUAUUUAGGUCGCUUCAAGUUUGGGACUCCUGUCCACUGUAUAAAAGUUUUAGCCCUCUAGUCAUUAUCUCUUUGCUAUCUCUUCUACUGGCUAUCUUACCUGGACUCUGAUAUGUAUUUUGGGAAAAACCAAGUGAAUUUAAUGCUUCGAAAAAGUUUGAAUGAAUGUGGGCCUCCAUCCAUGCUGUGCUACUUAGUGUGAGGCCCUUAAGUGUAAUUGCUCUUGAAAUGAACGCUCCACUUGUUAGAGUGAACAGGAGUUAGUUAUAUGUUUUCAUUCUAAUACGAAAAGUAGCUCAUUAUUCCAUUUACAACUUUUUCCUUAGAGCUAGCUCUAAAUAUGUGGAAUGAAAUUUUCUAGAUGGAAAUAUGUCAACACAUUUAGCAUGAAAGCUCAACGUGAGAUGUACUGACACGAUCAAUUUAUAGUGGCAUGGCAAUCAUUAGUCAACUUAUUAUUCAUGUCUUUAAAAGUGUGUUAAAUGCUGAUUUUGAUGUCACCUUUUACUCAGAAGUGGCAUCAUAUUCUGGUGGUGUUGACACAUUUAGAAGUGAAAUAUAAGACCGUACAAAAUGAUAAUUUAAAUAAUAAACAUUAUUUUGAGAUAAAAUGGAAAAAAUAUCUUUUUUACAACAAUAUUGUUUUGCCUUAAGCAACUCUAUCAUUUGAACUGUAGAAUGGUAACACUGAUAUUUAUUGAAAGCAACUUUAGCAAUUAAAAUAUGGGAUUGUGACUUCAAUUUCAGAAAUUCAGAGGAUUAUAAUGUACUCUUGGUCGAAGUAUCUCACUGGGAUAUUUUAGGAGUUUCAAAUGCCAAUUUUACUGGACCAUUUGCAAUGUGUAUCCGCUUACUAAAUGAUCUAAUUUGAUACAUUGCAUCCUGUACCUCUGAAAAAUAGCUUGUGUUGAUAUUUAUCUUUGAAAGCGAACUUGAAAGAGGUAAAGAUGCAGGGACUGAGCCAUAAUUACAUGGGUCAUCUCAUCAUCUAGCCUCAUUUGCCUUUUCAUCUGGUUAUAGUAAAGCUUAUGCUUCGAGUUAGAUUUUUUUAGGUAACCAACCAGCCAUUUUUUGUUUCUGAGUUCAAAGUUAACUGAGGAUCCCUCAGGGUCAAUUAGCAGUCUUUCCUCUCGAUGGUAAGGUCGAUUAUCAAUUGACUAUAUCCUGCAAUCACUGACCACUUGACCACCACUUAUAUUGCGUCCACAGUUGUUGACUGUUCGUUGUUUUGUCUCUCUUAAAAUCUAUGUUUUAUUUUAAAAAAUUAUGUAUAUCAAGGAAUCAUAGAAAAAUAUAUUUUUUGGUUUUCAUUUUCGGGGACUAUGUAUCUCUCCUUAUUUUAUUGCAAAUAAUUUACCUUAUAAACAUGCUGUUGUUUUGUUUGGGCUACUCUGUUUGUAGUGAUUUUGUUGUCACAUUUUAUUCACAGAGCUAUUGCUGCUGAAACAUGUGAAGAGCUUUUCACUUCUGAUGCUCCUCGCAUUGCUCUUGCACUGAAUGGUGUCGAAGUGUUUACAAAUGCCAGUGGAAGCCACCAUCAACUGAGAAAACUUAAUCUUCGAAUAGAUGCUAUUAAAAGUGCUACUCUUUUUUGUGGAGGUGUUUAUAUAUAUAGUAAUCAUCAAGGAUGUGAUGGCGGUCGUCUGUAUUACGGUAUGUGUCUUUGUUUUCAGUUUAUUAUGAUUUUUUUAACAGUAAAAUAUUUUCCGUCAAUAUCACCAUAUUUUUUAUCAUUUUGAGUACCCUCUCCUUUAGAAUCUUGAUUCUUAUCUUCUAAACUUCUCCUUUGAAUGUCAUUACCCAUUUAUUUCCGUCAAUACAUGCGCACCGAUGAAACCAGGGGAUUGUUUCCAUGUCCAAAUGCUUGCUUUGCGUUAGUUGUAGUUCUUAGAUAAUUUCAAGUCACAUAGAACAGUAUGACAUAUUCCCCUUGUGGAUUUUGAUUUUGUUAAAAGCCAUGUUUUGCAUGAGGUUUAUUCAUGUUUAUACGGAAUUAGGCUGUCAUAAAAGUGGUUGGCUAGUACGAAAUUUCUGGCAUAUAGCUUCUGAAAGUAUCUUUUAGAGACCUAGUUUAUGGUACCUUUUUUCCUAGUAUAUGGGAAUAGUGAUAGAAGCACCGUUUUUUGGUCUUUGGUAUCUAUAUGAUGAGUUGUUGAUUUGUGACGCUUGGAAUGAUAUUGACAUCUCCUUUUUUGUGCUAAGUGCAAAGUAAUGUAGAUGAUAAUCAUGUUUGGAAGGUUUAUAACCAUCAGAGGUAUCUAGGAAAGCCAUUGAACUUGAGAGGGGAAUUUUUUUCCAACAAGCCUUACAAGGAGCUCUAGGUACUCUGAAUAGUUGUUUGAAUAGUGAGUUAUAUUUUCGUUUUCGAUUGAUACAUGGCCCAAAAUAGUGAAAUUCUAUUUGAGGAAAAAAGGUUGAAAUCAACGUAGCAGUUUAUUACAGUGGGAUUGCUGAGAUGAAUGUGUGACAGAUAGUAGAUAGCGGUUUUUAUCAUGUCCCUCAUGGUGCCAUCCGUGCCUUCUAAACAACAUCAGAAUGAUUGUCAAGCCUGUUGCCAAGGUUUUCCACCUCUCUUCUUGUUUCGUAUGUGCAGAUAACUCUUAUUGUUGGUGCCUCUUGUUGUCCCCACACCCUGCCCCUUUUCUCUCCUUGAGACACUGCUGUUUCUUGGCACCUGCUUCCUAUACACUAAAUUCAGCGGAAAACUAGCAUCCUCUUCAACACAGAAUCGUGCUAGGCACCAUAUUCUUAUUCCCUUGCCUAGAAUAACUACCUGCUCUGAAGCGGUAAUCCAUCAUAUUGUCAUUCCGUACUGUUAAACGGUUCACAGAAAAAAUGUGCAAAUACUUAAAUGCAGAGAAUAAUAUUUAUACAUUAUCAAACUUAUGCAUGCCCAGACAAUUUUAUUUCUUUAUAUGAUUUUUCUUCUUUUGUUUCCCGGAGUUUACUUUGUUUCCUGUUGUACACAUGGUCUUGUUUUCUGCAUUAGUUAGUGCAGUUAUUUCUUAGUUCAAGGAUGUCUGUCAUUGCAGUUUCCGUGCAUGAAAGUAUGAAGCACAAAAUAUAGAAUUAUAAAGAGCUAGGAAAAAGGGCACAACCAAAUUGAAUUGUGCUGGAGAUAUUUGUGAUCAUCAUUAUUGUUUCUUGCUAGUACUGCAGAUGGUAAAUAAAUCAUAUUUUUUAGCUGUCCUGCAUCCACGUGGGCAUCAGAAGAAUUUUAAGAACUCAAUGAUCAGGGGGUUAAACAAGUCGCAGGAUGACAUACUUUGCAAUCUCUAACGGUUGGGCCGCGGUCUGCACGUAUUAGGCGAACCCAUUGAUCAUCCUAGACCACAUCUAGGAUCGGGCAACAUUUCUUGGGAGGGGUUAAGUGGAGCAGAAUUUCUCGUAUGAGCUUGGUGCAUUUAAUGGUUUCAUGUUGUUCUUAUUGUGCAUACAAGCUCGGAGUUGGAGGUGAUUGGCCCUUGUUGGAAGUUGCUUUGUCAAUAUUGAAGAGAAUUCUCCAUGUCUGAGGAAUAUUCGUUGAUGGGAAGGGAGGCAGAAUAUUAGAGCAUAUAACUUGGUAUUAUAGAGAAAGUGUGCAGAUCAGAUAGGCUAGGAUUUUUUUGCGAAUGCCUAUAUUCGACAUAUCGUCUCCUAUGGGCGUAAUAGUGAUUGGUUUAAUAUGAAUUUUAGCGUCCAUCUAAGUGAGCAAGGUGGCAGCUGACUCUAAGGACCUGACGUUCCCCUUCUCCAAUUUUGAAAAAUUAGUGUGCUUUGGGCUUUCGAGGGACUUCUCAUGUUUAGAUUGGGAAACCGUUUGAUGUCAGCAUCUGCUUUGGUUUUUAUGUAGAUGGUAACCAUGAAGAGCUUUGUGCUGCAAAAAAUAAGAGAGGCAAAGCAUCUGAGUUCUGGAACAGCAGCAUGUUUCUUCUUUCUGGCGUCCAGUAUUCAGUGAAAUAUGGCAGAGAGUUGUAUAAUAUUGAAUUUUUGCCGAACCGAAAGCAUGUGUGUCGUUGUGGGAGCUGAAGUGCAACCUGUGUGAGGGCAGGGAGAGGUGAUGACGAAGAUCCCUGUUCCUGGAAGGCUUACCAAUGCUGAAAGAGUGGUAGAAGCUCCUACAGAAAAAGUUGGUUUCUCAGGUUGAAGUAUGAAUGGAGAUAUAAUUUUAAAACUGUAUUUUAUUUUUCUAGGGAAAAUAUUAAUUCUUUAUUUUCAGAUAUAUUUUUCAUAUGGUUAAAAGAUUUAUAUUUUUAACCAUAAAAAAACAUUGUGAUGAAUGGUGUUCAUCAACGCUACUCAUCAUGAUUUGCCUUGUUGAUUCUAUCGAAAAUAAUAAAUAUGGCAUCGAAUAUAGAAAUGGCAUCCUCGAAAACCAACAAUUAAGUUGGUUUUCUCUCUGAUCGCUGAUCGAGAUUGGAUGAUUUGAUAUCUUAUUGGAACUGGGAAAAUUGGAAUAAUUGAGCCAUAUCAUGCUGCCUUGGUUGAAAUUCGGGCAUACUUGUGUGAGGCCGUAGAAAAAAAUAAGUUGAUUUUAAAUACUUUAACUUUGCCUCUCAGUUGAUUUUACAAUGUAUCGGGAAUUAUAAAUUAAGAAAAAAAAAAGGUGUUCUCAAGCUUCAAAUAUAGUACUGGGGUCUAAGUCCACCCAUUGAUGUCUCAGUCGGUCCAUAUGUAGUACUGGGGUCGUGUAGUCAUCUCUGAAUAUGACUGAGUAUGAAAACUUAAUGCCCAAGUGCCCAUGUUAAUCGUUGUCCUUAAAAGAUUAUAAAUUGGACAACCUAAACAGCCUUUGUGACAUUUGCUGCGAGUUUUUCAUUGAUGGGUAUUUUGUCAAUAUUUUCUCUGAAAUGCAAGAGUUAUCUAUUUUUUUCCUUUUCCCAACAGGUUUUAUCUGUCUUGUUGAUACAGUAAUUGUUUCUUUUCCUUGGAUAGUGCUCCUUUUCUCCAGUUCAUUCACUUAUACAAGCACAUAUACAGUGAAUACGCAGAUUAUUUAUGUUUUCUAUGUGUUGUUACUUUGAUAGAUGGAUGUUCUUGCAUUGCUAUUAAUGGAGAUGUGGUUGCUCAAGGAUCUCAAUUUUCUUUGAAGGAUAUUGAGGUCUUGACAGCCCAAGUUGACUUGGAUGCUGUAAGUUAUUUAUGCUCAUCUGAACUAUAGUGGGAACGCACACUAAUGAUUUUAAAUUCUUGUUGCCUACCGAUUGAUUACCCAUUCAUGUCCGCUAACUUAAUGGAAAAUAAGCCAUUACCGAUCCAAACUGUGUUUACUGGAGCUAUUGGAAAUCAUCUGUCUAAAACGGAAGAAAAAUCCAAUAUCGGACAGAUGUCCAAUCAGGACUGGAAAGAGAGUGAAGAGUUCUCUUUGGUGGUGCUCAUUAUAUGAUGUUCUCACUUCCUCAGCAACCAUUUGUUUGAUUUCUUUCUUACUUUUCUGAGUUUGUAAAUUCUCUUAUUGUGCUUAGGUUCAAGCUGUAGGCCUCAGAUUUAUUUUUUUUAGGAGACUGCAUUGGCACGUAUGGCUGUGUGGAUCAAGAAACAUAUGUGAUGGUGCGGCAUCACAUAAUCUGUGGAAGUCGUGCUAUUAUUACAGCAAAUAUGAUGCGGCAUACCCUACUUUAAAACUCAAUCUGAUGGUUACGAGGAUACCAUGUUCGGGCAUCAUUUAUGUUCGUCAGUUUUCUUUUUGGUAGUGUUCUGUAUUCAUCAGGCUAGUGGCAAGACAUUUAACAACGUCUCUAUUUAAUGUCAGUGAAAACUGAGUCUAGAAAAACUCGAUGCAUUGCCAUCAGAAACCGUUUCCAGUAUCAUUCUAGAACACUGAGAUAUUUGCGCACACAAGGCCAGCCUUUAUCUUCUUCUCCACUUUCCCACAUCCCGUGUUCCCUCUUCUGUCUUUCCUUCUCUACAACAAACCCCAAAUGCAGUUAUCUGAUUCCCAGGUCGUCGCAGCGGUCAGAAUUUUGAGGGAUGGAGAGAGAGUGGGAGUGGAUGCUGUGGAAAAGUUUAGGAUGGGCCAUCAGCUGUGACAACAUGUGAUGCUGCAGAGGAGGUACAUGCUGGGGGACAGAGUGGAUGCGGUAAUGAGCGACAGGGCAUCAAUAAGUAAUAGGAAACGAAUUACCCAUUAUUAGAUCAUUUAAAGUGACAUUUAUUUAUUUUUAAGGCCGUUUUGAUGCUGCUUACUAUAUUGUGUUAUUUUUAUACCGUUGACAGCAUAAAACUAAAUUUCUAAUUGAAUAUUGUGUACCUUACUCGUAAUCUACCCAACAAAUAUAAUCGUCAAAAAUACAGUGUCUAAUAUUUUGUCAAAUUUUCUUUAGAUGCCUAAUGGGCCGUAAAGAGUCGAUAAACUUAUUUUUAUUUUUAGUUGUUUUUCGUCACCUUUUACCAAAUUAUUUUCCUUAGUCUUUUUUGUGGUAGUAAUUAUUACAUUCUAUUCUGACUGGCAGAUUGCUAGUUAUCGAGGAUCCAUAAGCAGUUUUAGAGAGCAAGCAAGUCAUAAAUCAAAACUUCCUUUUGUGAAGGCGCCAUACAAGCUAUGUACAUCCAUGAAUCUCCAGAUCUUCCCUACUAGUCCAGUGAAGGUGUUUUCUUUCUCCUUUGGUGCCUUGGAAUAUCGGAUAAUGUUAUUGAAUUCAUAUUUUUUCUUAAAUGACUCUGAAAGCAAUAAUCUGAAAAACGUUUCCCAUUUAUUUCAGAUAUAUUCAAAUUAGUUCUUUUCAUUCCCGUGUCUUGCACAAGGCUGUGGAAUGAUGGCAAGUUUAAAUCACUAUUCAUUUGUGUGCUCACAUAUGGAGUAGGUAUAUUGAUGCAUGAUACAAACGGUCAAAAACGCAUGAUUUGCAUGUAAACUUUCUGGCAUUCACAUGUUAGCUUUCCUGAGUUGAGCCAAAGUGGUGGGUAUGUUGUAGCAAGCGUUAUCUGUUCCAAAAAAUUAAGAUCAGCUACAAAACAUGCUUCUUAUGUUGCUGUUUCUGGAUAAUGAUUUAACCAAAUUGGUGGUGAGAAAAAUCUCUUGAUUGGUAGAGAGAGGAAAUAAUAGGACUAGGUGCUAAUUUGGUAUUCCACAUGAUUUAUGUGCACAUGCAUAUGCAUAUAUGUAUAUGGAGAAUAGUGUGGGAUAAGUCUGAGCGGAAAAAUAUGUUUUAUGUGCACACACACGCAUGAGAUAGACUGAGCAUGUGCUCUUCCAAAGUAUGAAUAUAACAUUUCCGCUAGCUCAGCUUGCAUAUUCUGUAAAUGUUCCUACAUAGAUCAUUGUCCUUUAGAAGGAAGUUUAAGUCCUUAUUCAACGCUAGACUUGAGCUGUGUAGAAUGCCUGUUGUUAAUGUAUUUCAUCAGUUGAAUUUUUUUAGAAGUUAUACAGAAAAAAAUGUCAAGAGUUAUAAAUAUAUCAUUGCUUUCGUUUCAAUGCCCCACUAUUUUUAGGGUUUAUAAAUGAUCUUUCUCAUCCAUAUGAAAAUAACUUCGAUGGUGAUAUGUUCUCUAAAGCAGUAUGGAAGGAUCUCUAGAGUUGAUGCCUCUAAAAAGCUUGAUGUUUGUCUUAGAAAGGUGUAAUUACAGAAUAAUAAUUUUGUUCGCUUGAGCUUUACCUUUGUUUCACUUAUGUGGUUAGCCCGAAGCAUUUUACGUUAUUUAUUAAUGUUAAGAAUCUUUCGUGGGUAUUAGUUCUUGAACCUCUGCUUUUAAAAUAUUAAUAUUAUGCUUGAUAAGAGGCUCUGUGCCACCUUUCCCAGCUUAAUGUGUAGUUAUCUUUUUAAAAAAACAUUUUCUGACCUGUCAUUUUUAGGUUAAAUAUCACUGCCCAGAAGAGGAGAUUGUUUUUGGACCAAGCUGCUGGCUAUGGGAUUAUCUACGAAGAAGUGGAGCUUCUGGUUUCCUUCUUCCACUUUCUGGUGGAGCAGAUAGUUCAUCUGUUGCAGCUAUUGUUGGAUCCAUGUGCCAGCUUGUUGUCAAAGGUGUUCCACGAAUCAUUUUUACCCUUUCCUCCGUAUGUGCAAUUUUUGGUAUUAAAUAUUCACAUGGAUAUUGAAUAUCUUUCGUCAUAUUUUUUCGAGCUUUUAUUUAUUUUUCAACCUUAAUUAAGCAUUUUAUAAAUGAUUGUGCAGACAUAGAAAAUGGAGAUGAGCAAGUUAAGGCGGAUGCAAUACGUAUUGGACAGUACAAAAAUGGAGAGUAUCCUACCAACAGCAAAGAAUUUGCCAACCGUAUAUUUUAUACUGUUUAUAUGGGAACGGAAAAUAGGUACUCAGAUCUGAGUUUCUUAGCCGGAAGAAAAUAUAAGGAAUUUAUUUGUUUACAACGAUAUAUUUAUCAAUAUUGUUCAAUUAACACGACAGAGUGUUUUUCGUUGUUUCUCUGUUGGCUCGUAAUGCACUCAACGACCUCUUUAUGCUUUCUUUAGCUUACUUUUCAAUUAUUUUCUUAUGUCCAUUACUGAUUCUAAUGGUGUUGUUUUUGCUAAAUGUUUAUUCUGGAAUGUAAAUGCCAAGUAAAUCUCUGUUUACUGUUGAGAAGAUGAGAGAGGACCGAGAGUGGGUGAGACAACAUGAAUAAAUUGUACUGCUCUGCCCUGCCCCCAAGGGAAUAUCAAAGCCUCUGUAUAUAGACUUUACAAUAUACAAAAGAGGGAAGUUGAAUUUGUGCAAAAGGAGGCAAGAACGGAGUAAAUAGUUGCUCAACAUUGAGAAUAGUAAUACUUCAUUCUAUCCCUUAUUUCAUGGGGUAUGAUUGUUAAUUGUCUCCUAUUUAGCAUAAAUGUUAUUCUGUAUCAAUGUCAGGCGUGAAAAUUUUCUCUGUUAACUCAUGAUUUAGCCAUGCCAAUGUCCAUCAUUUGCUGAACUUUUCACGGGAAACUUAUUUUUUAUGAAUUUAACAACCAAUCAUCCAAUCGUCCAAUUUUUUGUUAACCGUUUAAACUUUUUAAUCUUGGGGACAAUUCCAUUCGGUGCUGAGUAAACCUGGGGAGGUCACGGUGCUUCUUCACUAUGGACAUGGCUUCUACUACCUGCAAUGGAGAUUAUGGCCAGCUGGCGUUUGGGACUUAGGCUGAGCGAAAUGACUAGUUUAGUACCACACUACUAUUGUGCCAUAUAAAUCCCAUCUCAUUUGGCUCAUAAAGCGUAAGAAUAAGACAGUUGAAAGGCAUGGAUUGACUUCCCAUUGUCAAAGACGGCUUUAUGUUGUUCGAGUAAAGGUGACAUUAUGUUAUUCAUGAACUCUUUUGUGACUAAUGCUGUGAGUUUAGGAGUAUUUAUAUUUUGAAGUGUACCUAGGAAUUGUGAACUGCAUUCAAUUUCGAUGAUAAAAUCGUGGAUGCUUCUGUUUCCGAUUAUAUAUAAUACGUUGGAUACUAUAUCCUCUUAUUAUGUGAAAUUUUCUGCAUGAGCAUUAACAGCUACACUUUUUAUGUGUCUUUCAGUUCUGAUGCUACGAGAUCACGGGCUAAGAAGCUGGCCGAUGAAAUUGGCUCCUGGCACCUUGAUGUUCCUAUAGAUAGUGUUAUAUCUGCACUUCUGUCACUCUUUCAAACAAUUACAGGGAAGCGCCCACGUUACAAGGUUAACAGUUCAGAUAGUUUAAGAUGUGUUACAAAAGUCUCUACUUUUUACUAAAAACCUCUGUCGCGUAUAACAUUUCAUGUUAAAACCUACUUCUUGAUGUGUUAAAGAAAAUAAAAUCAUUUUUUACGUCUAUAACCCUAAAAAAAUCUUGAACCGAAUUCAUGACUGUCCUUUAAUGGUGUGGUAGGUUUUCGUCAGGAGUCGUCUUAGUGGGUACAUUCUUGAAAAAAUAGAGAAGAAACUUUAGGAUAGCAUCUGAUUUAAGAAUUUGCGUAGUUGGUGACUAAUUUGCAAGACUUUGGUACAAUUCCAAAAAUUAUGGAAAAAAAAAACCGUCAAGCAAAGUUGUGAACGUUUUUGAUGAUUCCAGGUACCAGAUUGACAGCAUGGGUUGCAGACCAUUAGAUCGUCCAGAUUUUAUAUCCCAAGUGAAAGUAAUAAGGGAAGGUUUUACAUGUGAAGUCUCUUUAGGGGAGUAUUUUAUGGUCAUUAUCCUCACAUCUUGAAACGUAGAAGAGUUGAGAAAUUUUGGAAUGCAGGGCAGCUGUGAGAAGAACUAUACGGCAGAUUUUUUUUGUUCAUCAGGGACAUCUUUGACACCCCUAAAUUUAGCAUCUAUCUUCGUCAAGGCCAUCUUCUGGAGUUUUUCUCCGUUUAUUUUUUCCAUAGUGAGUUUUGUAUCUGGUAUUUCUCUUUAUUGACUGUUGCAAAGUACAACAGAGACUUUUUGUAAGUUUCGCAUCUAAAUUUCUAUUUUGAAUCGUCCACAAGGAAAUAUGGGUUCUUGUAUUUGAAUGCUAAUGUAGCAAUGUUCUUCACAUUUCCAUAUUGCCCAAGAGGAUGAAUGUGGAACCCACGAAUCAUUAAUGUCCUACAUUUACGUGUAAUUUAUGUAUAUGCUACUUCUAUUUAAUCUGUGUAGCUGUGUUUUUUCUUGGAGGUGGACACCUUCAACCUUAGCAUGAUUAUCUCAACUUCAGUUCACAUUAGACUGGCCUAUUUUAUUUUCUACAGGUUGACGGUGGAUCAAAUGCUGAAAACUUAGGGCUACAGAAUAUCCAAGCCCGUGUUAGAAUGGUGCUAGCAUUUAUGCUAGCAUCACUUAUGCCUUGGGUUCAUAACAAAUCAGGUUUCUUCCUAGUGCUGGGAAGCUCAAAUGUCGACGAAGCUCUACGUGGUUACUUAACAAAGGUAAAGCUCUCUCUACAUGGAAGAGGUUUUAUCGAUAUCAGUCCAUCCGCUUCAUACUCUGUGGAGCCAGAGGCUUUAAAUUCCUUUUUAGUAGAAAGCAUCCUAGAAGAUGUGUUGAUGUUCUGUUGUUGAUACCUUUUAUCAUAAUAAUUUAUCUAGCUUACUGAUAUUUGUAAUUUCUUGCUGGGUCCUGAUUAUUUAUUUAUUUUACCAUAAACGAAUUAUUCCACCCCAUUUAUAUAUAUAUAUUUAUAUUUAUAUAUAUAUAUAUGAUCUCCCCUACAGUAUGACUGCAGCUCUGCCGACAUAAAUCCAAUCGGGAGUGUGAGUAAGCAGGAUCUACGAGCGUUUUUACGCUGGGCUGCGAUCCAUCUAAGCUACACCUCUUUGAAAGAAAUUGAAGAAGCUCCUCCUACCGCUGAACUAGAACCUAUACGUCCAGACUACAACCAGGUACCAUAAAUAGUCUUCUCUUGCCUGUGAGCGCUUUUUUCUAUUCAUAGCUACUUUUGAGCUCUUUGUCUUUCACAGAUUCCGAUUCUGCCCAACUAGUAAUCUGGCAUUUACAUCUUGUUAUUUCACUUAAGUCAUCUCUUUGAUUAAAACCCAACGCUGACAUAAAUUAAAAGAAGAAGAGAUGGGAGUGGUAUUUAAUUCCUCUCUUCACUCAUUGUUUUCCUUCAUAUUUCCUGCCUUGUUUCCAAGUUAAUAUCACCUAACUUAGGCAACACCUUCCUUCGCCACUUUGUUUCGAUGAUCAUUGCAUUUCUAGAUUUUUUCUGUGGGCAAUUUAAUGGUGAGAGUACUAUUGAUCAUCAGAAUUUUUAUUUAUUUAUUUAUUUAUUUAUUUAUUUAUUUAUUUAUUUAUUUAUUUAUUUUUGGCUACUAAUGCAUACCGUUUACAGUUGGACGAAGUGGACAUGGGGAUGACUUAUGAGGAACUCUCGGCAUACGGAAGACUGCGUAAGAUCUUUCGCUGUGGGCCAGUAUCAAUGUUUCAGGUGGGUUUUCCAAUAUUUACCAUUCUAAAUUUCAGUGAGAUAUUUUUAGUAACGUCAAAGCAUGAUUUUACUAAAAUUACAGUCGAAGUGAUCAGCUACUCCUCGAUUUUUAUUGGGAAAUUAUUAACGUUUAUAGGAAUUUAUAGAAAUAAUCCAGAAUCUGGCUGAUCGCAAUUUCCUGAGAUGAUUUCUUGUUUUGUUCUUCUAGAUAUUCUCCACAUAAACCUUUUCUUGCUCUAUCGAUACCUGUUCUGUGGAAUUUCUUUCCUCAUUAUUCGAACCCACAGGUCGUCGUUUGACUCCCCCCCUUCUUUGUACAGAAUCUCUGCCACAGAUGGUGUGGGAGGUUGACCCCGACAGAGGUAGGAGAGAAAGUCAAGCACUUCUUCAAGUACUACUCCAUCAACCGGCAUAAGAUGACCGUCCUCACCCCCUCCUAUCACGCCGAGGUACCCUCCAUUCCUUCUGACCAUGAUCUCCCUGAAUGGAGGGUCCUGGAUCAUUUGAUGGAUGGCAUAUCCACGCCGGUGGUUGCAGAGCUACUCUCCAGAGGACAACAGAUUUGACCUCCGACAGUUUCUUUACAACUCAAGAUGGCCGUUCCAGUUCCGCAAGAUAGAUGAGCUGGCUAGGGAUCUACAGACCAAGCAGCAAGCUCUUCCUCCUCCUGUGCCGCCUACCCCAGAGGAUGAGUCAACGAAUGGAAGUGGGAUGGGUGUGGUAGCUGCCGGGGCUGCAAAUCCCAGUGCUGGCCUCUGA
Spirodela intermedia is the source of this 13995-nucleotide messenger RNA. Lineage: Eukaryota; Viridiplantae; Streptophyta; Magnoliopsida; Alismatales; Araceae. The record is from the annotation of a GenBank genome assembly.